AUGAGAAAAUUACUUGAUAGGUAUAAUGCAUGUUUAGCAAGAAGACCUUUAUUUACUGGCAUGAUUUCAAGUGGAGUUAUUGGUGGGCUAGGAGACAUCCUCUGUUAAUUUAUCGAGAUAAAUUUUGACUUCAAACCAGACAGAGCCAAAGCACAAGAAAUAGAAUGUGAAUAGUAAGCGCCAAGUAAAAAGUAAAAUAUUGAUUAUCACAGAUCGAAGUCAUUUUUCUUAUUGAAUACCCUUUGGAUGAGUCCAAUAUAUUUUGUCCACUAUACCAAAGUCUUGCCUUAUUUGGUACCAGUUGUAACAUCUACAUCUGUCUUUAAGAAACUAGUAGUUGAUUAGUUGAUGCUCGCUCCACUUUACAUACUAUCAUUUUACCCUGUAAUGAAUUUCAUAGAAGGAAUAUCAUUUGAUUAAUCAAAAAAAGACAUUGAGCAAAAAUAUUGGAUAACUCUUAAAAGUAAUAUGCAGACUUGGGGACCUGCAAGCUUUAUCAAUUUUUACUUGAUGCCUGUUAAAUAUCAACUACUCUUUUCAAACUUCGUAGCCUUAUUUUUCAACGCCUACCUAUCAUUUAUGCAUAAUACAUAUGAGUUUGAAAUUGCUCAUAUUUGA
Molecule: messenger RNA, 618 nt
Organism: Stylonychia lemnae
Lineage: Eukaryota; Ciliophora; Spirotrichea; Sporadotrichida; Oxytrichidae
Source: the annotation of a GenBank genome assembly